This is a messenger RNA of Rhincodon typus (whale shark), 411 nucleotides long. RefSeq names its product integrator complex subunit 6-like. Gene Ontology annotation, cellular component: integrator complex. The transcript has 3 exons. Gene Ontology annotation, biological process: snRNA 3'-end processing. NCBI's taxonomy places the organism in Eukaryota, Metazoa, Chordata, Chondrichthyes, Orectolobiformes, Rhincodontidae. The record is from RefSeq and is a predicted model, not a curated record. Bases 133 to 411 code for a protein of 92 amino acids.
UCAGCGCGGGCGCGCGCGGCGGCUGAGAGCGCGCGGCCCUCGUGGGCUCCGAGUCACUUCCAGCGGCGGCCGCAGCCGAGCGCUCCCCCUCCCCCCUUCGGGCCUCGACCAGGCCCAGGUCCCGGCCCAACGAUGCCCAUCUUACUGUUCCUCAUAGAUACGUCCGCCUCUAUGAAUCAGCGAACCUACCUGGGCACCAGUUACCUGGACAUCGCCAAGGGUGCCGUGGAGAUCUUUAUGAAGCUCCGGGCCCGGGACCCCGCCAGCCGUGGAGACAGGUACAUGCUGGUGACGUUCGACGAGCCUCCCUACGGCAUUAAGAGGAUAACCAAAAAAGCAAUAAGGAUGGAGAAGAUGAAAAAUGAGCAUAAGUCAGCUAGUAAUAUAAAAGGAGAUUGCAAGAAUCUUUAA